AUGAGUGAUUCAACCUCCCACCACCUUACCUGGGAUAGCUCGGCAGAUGUGCUACAGGGAAUCAUGGGCACCCGGGUGACAUCCUUGCCAUCGCAUCUUGACGUGCAGUCGGACGGGAUGACAAUGUCGUCCGAUCUCGCCCUGGGAGACCCGGCUUCCUUCCUCGGUAUCCAGUUCGAUUCAGAGCCGGGGGUCCUGCCUCACAACCACGCAUCUAUCUUAAACCAGUGGCCCCCAUAUCACAAUCAGCCCACGUCGCCUUCUCAUCACUUCGAUUAUCCCCAGUAUCCUCAUGCGCGGUUCACCAACAAUCAAGAUGCUUGGAAUCCGCUGCAGGUAACAGGAGUUCCAGCCAACCCACCGGCCUUCCCCACCCGUCGUAUGAGUGAAUCGCAGCAGGCUAGUGUAUAUGACCGCAGAUAUUCCACCGGGCAGCACAGUACUCUUUCUGAGAACGAGAGCCACUACAACGGAAUCCAUCCAUCCGACUCAGGCUACGGAACUCACAGCUGCACCACACGCUCAGUGACCACAUCAUCCUACGCUUUAGAGCCCACCUGCAGCCCAUUCUUAGGGCCUCAUGAAUCCGAACCGGAGGAUAAGAUCGCGUCCUGGGACCUCAACGUUCCCCAGUACAACGAAACAUCUAUCGACAUCAGGGAUGGGACUGGGUCGCCGUCGUUUAUCUGUCACGAUGUUAUCAAGUGUGAUUAUCCGGGUUGUCCGUGGACGGGCAAAUGCCCCUCAGAUAAAAGAAAGCACGAAGCAAGGCAUCGAAAAUUGUUUAAGUGCGACGAGCCACACUGCACUCGAAAAGAAGGCUUUGGUACGAUCAACGAUCUGGCUCGGCACAAGAAAUGUGUCCACAAGCAAGAGCCCGAACGGGGCCCCAAAAUACUCUAUAUGUGUUUCGGACACGACUGUCCACGCAAGGACAAGAAAUGGCCCCGGUUGGACAAUUUUCGUCAACACCUUACGAGGAUGCAUAAUGAUGAAGAUACUGAAGAGUUACUGAAGAAAUCGCAAGAUUGGUAUGACACUUGCGUAAAGCCUCAGGAAAUGUCACCGUCCGUCGUCGAGCGUUUCUCAGAAAUGGUAUCUGCUCUGAAAGCACGUGAAGGACUCAACCCAGGCAUUGCCGCAGCUGAAAUUACACUGGACGACACCGGCUCGGUCGUGCCCGCCCCUCCUUUCGGUCCCUCGACCCCCCAAGGUGACCAAGGCUUCCGUACCAACCAUGGUCUCGACUAUAAUCGCACUUCGCGGCGAUCCACCUCUACAGAGUCGCUCACCGACUUCUCCACCGGGAAGACCACCCAAAUGGAUCCCAAGCCGGAAGAAGCGGCAUCGAUGUCGACCCAGCGUGGAAAUCCUAAUGAAAAAAUGGAGGAUAUGAUAGCGGAGGCGGCUGUCAAUAUGAUUAACGCCAUGACUAAAAUAAUGAACAGUAACCAACGAAGGAGAAGCCAGCAAGCCGAGGAUGUAGAUGAAAUGAUUGCCCCGAGUGCUGAGUUGUCCGACCGAAAACGAGAAGUAUUACAGAAAAUCCUGUCUGCGGCAUUGGAUCAACUGUCGGGCACCUCGGACAACACUCAGGCUAGCCCCCACACGACUCUCGAUGGUGAACCAGACAAGAAAGGAUGGAUUCAGUGCGAGUUCUGCACGAAACAAACGCGCUUGCGCUGUGAAAUGAAAAAACAUAAAAAGCGUCACGAACGGCCGUACGGGUGCACGUUUCACAAAUGCAACAAGACAUUCGGUAGCAAAGCCGACUGGAAGCGCCACGAGAACUCCCAACAUUUUCAUUUACAGAGUUGGCGUUGUACACUGCAGGAUGCCACGCAAAGCGGCUUACAGUGCGCUCGCUUAUUCUAUCGGCAGGAGGUAUACGUCCAGCACUUGAAGAGGUACCAUCACGCAGGCGAGGAAGAAGUGCGAGCGGCAAUCUGCAAAAACCGCAUCGGACGGAAUGGGCAAUCGCAAUUCUGGUGCGGUUUCUGCCGGAAUAUCGUCCCACUCAAGAGCCAGGGCCUUGCAGCUUGGAAUGAACGUUUUAACCACAUCGAUAUGGAACACUUCAAGAAGGGCGAAAGGAUUGGUGAUUGGUUACUCCCAUCUGGACAUUUGACCAAGGACCGAGAGCGAGAAGAAGAGAAGGCAAGAGCCAUGACGGAUACAAAUGAAGGCGACAGCGAGCCGGCGGUAGAAGACAACAGUGACGACGACUCUGAGAGCAGUAUCUACCAUUCAGACAGCGAUGGCUUGCAAGACGAAGUGGCUGUAGUGAAACAACAACAUAUUCCGAGGUUCCCAUUUCAACAGUUCGAGGACUGUCUUCCAGACAGGUCGUCAUCUAUCACGCUCUAUCCUUCAACAGGGCCGACGAAUUUGCGGAAGCGGAAGAUUUCCACCCCCCAGCCAGCCCUAGAACUCUACUAUGACGUGGGGGACCAGAGUUUGAAUAUAGAGAAGAGAUCCAAAACCAGGAUCUCGCCAUGCAGCGGACAGCCUUAG
Molecule: messenger RNA, 2514 nt
Organism: Aspergillus tanneri
Lineage: Eukaryota; Fungi; Ascomycota; Eurotiomycetes; Eurotiales; Aspergillaceae
Product: putative C2H2 finger domain protein
Exons: 5
Coding region: 1-2514 (837 amino acids)
Source: RefSeq, a predicted model, not a curated record